UCCUUCCCACUCUCGCCUAUUCGCUCUUUUUGUCGCUCUCUCGCAUCGCAAGCGCUGAACGAUGUGAGGGAGCCACCGAGACACGUCGUCUCUCCCCUUCUCUCUCGAAUGCCUUUCUUUCUCUCCCGUUUGCUCUAUAGCAGUGCUGUCCAAAAUGAAAAAUGUGAGUGUAUAAGUGAGAACGAGAGAAUGGGAGCAGUCCAGUGGGAAUUUUAAACCAAAAUAAAUAAAUAUUGGAUUGGAGUAGAAAAUUUUUGUGGGAGGAAUCGAAAUGCCUUUUGAUAUUACAUCUAUAGCUUCCUUUGAACGACUUGUAACAUAAAAGGCAUUGCAAGUCGCCAAAGGCACUUUCUAGCAUAAAAAAGUUCUCACAGGGCAUUGUAUUGCAUACAUUAAGCGUCGCGGACAAACGUGUUGUUUAUUCGUUGCUGGGUUGCUAACGACUGAACGAUGGAGAGUAAGAAUACGUGUCAUCAAUUGAUGUAUGGGAUGGACAGCACUGCUCUAUAGCAAACUACCCACGCCGUGCAUCAGCCGUUCAGUAAGUGUGAAGCGAGGUUAGGAUAUUGCGUUGACCUGUGAUUCGCACUGAACGAAGCGAUAUUCUUAAUAGUUUUUAACAAUAUCGCUAAGUCGAAGGAAUAUACGUAUUACGGCUAUUGAUUUUUCUUUAUUGCGUAACUAUUUAGAGGAAAUUCAGUGUGUGUUGGUGAACAAUUAAGUUACGAGCAAAAUUAGUCAGAGUGAGACUGAUGUGACGCAAACUUGCGCAUCAGAUGCGACUCAUCAACAGAUAGUUGUCUCCAAUAUGCCUGAUGAAAUACAUGGCAAUCCAAGGGACGUGAUUUCUUCAACGGAUUCGAAUGUGGACGCGCUUCAAGCAUCAAGUGCAGCAACAAAUGCAGAGCCGAAGCCCACAAUAACGAAAUGGGCUGAAUACAGUAGGAAUUACAGACAGCGUCAAAAACUCGCUCGACCUCCGAAACCUCCACCUAAAACGCGAGCUGCGAUUAGUAAAGCGUACCGAGAACGUCAGAAAUUGUCGAAAUCGAUUGAAACUGGUGCUGCAAACAUUAUGCCAUCAAAAGAAAAGCAACAGCGAAAAGUCGCUCAGCCCAAUAUGCCUGUUGCUCCAGUCCUUAGCCCAGAUGAUGGUCCACAACAUAUACAACAUACGGUACAGGUGCAUCGACAGUCUCAACCAAUAACACAAAAUGUUGCCAGAAAGACAACAGCUCAGCGGAAAAAAUCAACUAAGAUUAAUAAUAGAAACAUAUCUCAAAUGAAUUUAGAUGAGAUUCAAGAGGCACCUAUUCAACAACCAAGAACCACAAAUGGGAUUGAUGGAAUUCGCGAGGCACCUAUCCGACGGUUAAGGACUCCACAUGGGAUUGAUGAGAUUCAAGACGCACCUGUACAAAACGCAAGAACAACACAUACGAAUCAUGCUAAUAGGAAUGAUUGGGAUAAUGAAUUGGAUGACCGGAGUAAUUCAAUCAGAACUCAGAAGAAAUGUAAGGACAUAUUCAAGCACGACGCUGAAACGGAGAUCGUACUGGAACCGGAAGCAGAUAUAGAGAUACAAAAGGAAAUCGUUCCCCCGACAGUCGGUUCUGCUUUACCGGAACGACCCGGAUUUUCAUCCGGCCAAGGACUGUCACUACGGCACAUGUAUGGAAAUGUUAUAAAUGUUGAUACAACAACAACAACAAUAAAAAAGGAAAUCGAUUGCUUUGACGAUGAUGAUAUAAAUAAAGUGACGGCGAUUUGCGAAGAUAUAUCAGAUGAAGAUUCUAAACCGGAUGCUAUUCUUGAUUUUGAAGCUGAAAUGGAUAUGAAAACUGAGAUUGAGCUAGCGAAUGAAGAAUAUACAACUUCUGAGCUGAACACCCCCACAUCAUCAGGACUGUCACUACGGCACAUGUAUGGAAAUGUUAUAAAUGUUGAUACAACAACAACAACAAUAAAAAAGGAAAUCGAUUGCUUUGACGAUGAUGAUAUAAAUAAAGUGACGGCGAUUUGCGAAGAUAUAUCAGAUGAAGAUUCUAAACCGGAUGCUGUUGAAGCUGAAAUGGAUAUGAAAACUGAGAUUGAGCUAGCGAAUGAAGAAUAUACAACUUCUGAGCUGAACACCCCCACAUCAUUAAUAAAUGUGCCGACAUUGGGUUUUCCGGUCACUACACAGUCGCAAAUUUGUGUUACUCUCCGACCAAAUACUUCUUUGAAUGCAACAAUGCUGGCCUCUGGUGAAGCUGACAGAGCAACUACUUCGGAUAAAUCUAAAAAGUCGGUAGAAAAAGCGUGCAAAAAAAGUAAAAUUGCUGUUCUUCCCUGCCCAUCAGAUAUUACGAAUGCCUCAGAUGUGGGGCAUAAAGAAAGACGAGUCUUUACAAUCUCACCCCCAUCAACUUCUUUGAAUAUAUCUACGCAAGCCACAGUUGACACCGCCAAGGACGAAAAAAGUGUUCUUUCCCAUCCAUCUCCAACUACGGCAAAAGAGGUGACGGGCACUGAAAGCUUUAACACCAAACAUUCUACGCAUACGUCCGUACCUGAAGAUACAACAAAUGGAUCGAAAAAACGCAAGAUCACAUCUCUUAAUGAAAUGUACGAAAUCGUUUUAAAGAGCAUAAAUAAGCGAGAUGAACGAGAAGAGCAAAUGAUGGGUAUUUUGCAAGGACUCACAGUUGCCGUAACAAGAUUGACAGAUAACGUUCAGAGACUAGAGGAAGUAUUGACAUUUUGUAAGAAUAAUUAAUAAAAUAAAAGGUAUUAAGAAAUAUUUAUUUUCUA
Messenger RNA from Anastrepha ludens (Mexican fruit fly), 2793 nucleotides. RefSeq lists its product as uncharacterized. The transcript is spliced from 9 exons. Lineage: Eukaryota; Metazoa; Arthropoda; Insecta; Diptera; Tephritidae. Bases 809 to 2758 code for a protein of 649 amino acids. The record is from RefSeq and is a predicted model, not a curated record.